CUUUUAUGAUUUUAGUAGGGAUAGGAAAGCCGGUAGCGGUGUCAUUUCAUGACAAGGUGGCAAGUUUGUGCAAUGCAACAUGCCUGUUUUUCAUCUAAACACCUCUCUCUCUCUCUCUCUCUGAAACGGUGUUCCUUCGUAAGCAAAAUCUCUCUCUGAAACAGUGUCUGUUCGUCAGCGAAAUCUCAUCUUUCUUCUUCUUCAAAAUCUACGUUGUCAUGGACGAUCAAAUCAUUGAGAUGCUUACAGAAAAGUUCAAUCGAUUCGGUAUUAAUUGCAAUUUGAAGCCGUCAUCAGAGCCACAGCCAAGCGUAUCAACUGAAGCUUGUGAUGAAACAGCAGAUAAUGUAUUAGCACAACUGAACAAUGAGACCUCUGACAAUAUGGAUGAGAGUAGUAUAUCCAAUGGAAUCCGUGAAUGUUCUCCUGAUGAGGAUCGUACACUCCCAAUAUUGAAGAAAAUCCUUGACUUGAGUACUAAAAUUCAGAAUUUGAAGAAACAACAUGUAGCCCUAUCUGAUCAAGUGAAACUCACAGCUGAGUCAUUUACAGGCCUAGAUGUUUUAAAGUCUGUUCAGCUUCUUGGUACUGAAUAUGAAGUGUUGAAAAGGAAGUACCUAGAGGAGUCCUCUGAGCGUAGGCGGCUUUACAACAAAGUGAUUGAACUAAAGGGAAAUAUCAGAGUUUUCUGUAGAUGCAGACCACUAAAUGAAAGUGAAAUUGCAAAUGGAUCAGCACUAUCUGUUGUCAAUUUUGAGUCAACUUCUGAUGGGCUUCAAGUCAUUUGCUCUGAUUCUUCAAAAAAGCACUUUAAAUUUGAUUAUGUAUUCAGACCUGAAGAUAACCAAGAGACUGUUUUCGAACAAACAAUACCUAUCGUCACAUCUGUAUUAGAUGGGUAUAAUGUUUGCAUUUUUGCAUAUGGUCAAACUGGAACCGGCAAGACCUUUACUAUGGAAGGAACACCACAGCAUAGGGGAGUUAACUAUAGAACCCUGGAGGAAUUAUUUCGAAUAUCUGAAGAGAGAAAUGACGUAAUAAAAUAUGAAUUGUUUGUUAGCAUGUUGGAGGUUUACAAUGAGAAGAUAAGAGAUCUUUUGGUGGAAAAUUCAGUUGAACCUACUAAGAAGUUGGAGAUAAAGCAAGCUGCAGAUGGAACCCAAGAAGUCCCAGGACUCGUUGAAGCUUGUGUUUAUGGAACAGAUGACGUGUGGGAAAAGCUGAAGUCUGGUAACCGAGCCAGAUCUGUUGGAUCCACUAGUGCUAAUGAGCUUAGCAGUCGUUCUCAUUGUUUGUUGCGAGUGACUGUUUUAGGGGAGAAUUUAAUCAAUGGCCAGAAAACAAGGAGUCACCUUUGGCUAGUAGAUUUAGCUGGCAGUGAGCGUGUGGUGAAAACUGAAGCUGAAGGAGAAAGACUGAAGGAAUCUCAAUUCAUAAACAAGUCUCUAUCAGCACUUGGUGAUGUUAUUUCUGCCCUUGCAUCCAAAUCAGCCCACAUACCUUACAGGAACUCAAAGCUCACCCAUAUACUCCAGAGCUCUUUAGGAGGUGAUUGCAAAACUUUAAUGUUUGUCCAGAUAAGUCCAAGUGCAGCAGACUUAACAGAGACACUUUGUUCUCUGAAUUUUGCCGCACGUGUACGAGGAAUUGAGAGUGGCCCAGCCCGCAAGCAAACAGACCUUACUGAACUGAAUAAGUACAAGCAAAUGGUAGAAAAGGUCAAACAUGAUGAGAAGGAAACUAGAAAAUUACAAGAUAACUUGCAGUCAUUGCAAAUGAGACUUACUUCAAGAGAACUCAUGUGCCGAAAUCUUCAAGAAAAGGUUCGGGAUCUUGAGAACCAGGUGACAGGGGAGAGAAAAAUGAGACUGAAACACGAAAAUAUAUUGCUUGCAGCAGUUUCAGCUCAACCUUCAACAAUGUGGGAGUCAAUAGCUUCUGAUCAGAAAAUCAUGAAGAAGCCACCGCUCGAUCCAAGACUGCCACUUAGAAGAAUUACUAACAUUUUGCCUCCACCACCAGAGAGAAGGCCCUCAUACAGCCCUUCUAUGGAUGAACAGGAAAACGUUGCUAGAACAACUUCAAUUAACGCACAAGACCUUGUGAAACCAAGAAGGGGGGUAUCCAUAGCGGUAAGACCCCCACCCCCACCAUCAACAUCACAGUCCCUUCAGCCAAGAAGGAGGCGUGUUUCCGUAGCUACACUGUGUCCUGUCAGAACUCCACUCUGUUCCCCCACUCGGCAAUCACUGAUAAGGCCCUCAUGCAGCUCUUCCAUGGAUGGACAGGAAAGCGUUGCCAAAACAACCUCAAUUAACACGCAAGACCUUAUGAAACCAAGAAGAAGGGGGGUAUCCAUAGCUGUAAGACCCCCACCCCCACCAUCAACAUCACAAGCCCGUCAGCCUAGAAGGAGGCGUGUUUCUGUAGCUGCUCUGUGUCCUGUCAGAACUCCACUCCGUUUCCCCACUCAGCAAUCACCGAAAAGGAACCAAAGGGAAGCUCAGUAUUCAAGGUUGUUUGCCAUAUUGCCAGAAGCUAGAACCUCAGUUGAGACAGCAUCACCAACUUUGAUGAGGAGCAGCAGUAAGUUUGCUGGCAGCCCGAGGCAUCCAAGACGCAAACCUUUAGUGUGGACUCCUCUCAAGCAGAAGGGGGGCUUGAAAAUUAGCAGCAGAAAGUCAUUGGUUAUACCAUCUCGGCCCUUCUACUGAAUGCCUGUGAUCUCUGUUUUCUAAAACAUAGGAAAAUGCCUGAAAAAUAGCAGAUUUCAUUACUCUAGCCAUCUCGGCCUUCCUCACCCAAAUGCAAGGAACUAAAUUGAUUCCUUAGAAGUGCAGAAAAAGUUAAAUUUUUAGAGUCUUACUGCUGUUGGUUUUGUAAAUUGAAAUUCUUUUCUUUUAAUAAUAUCCAUUGUUCAUUAUACUUCUAA
Glycine soja is the source of this 2932-nucleotide messenger RNA. Its product is annotated as kinesin-like protein KIN-14S. The record is from RefSeq and is a predicted model, not a curated record. Gene Ontology annotation, biological process: microtubule-based movement. The coding region runs from base 219 to 2714 and encodes 831 amino acids. Lineage: Eukaryota; Viridiplantae; Streptophyta; Magnoliopsida; Fabales; Fabaceae. The transcript has 14 exons. Gene Ontology annotation, molecular function: microtubule binding; microtubule motor activity; ATP binding.